Molecule: messenger RNA, 2179 nt
Organism: Vitrella brassicaformis
Lineage: Eukaryota; Vitrellaceae
Source: the annotation of a GenBank genome assembly
AUGGCGGGCGGUGGCUGCAGACAAGGGGCAGCGUAUGCGUCAAAACAAAGAUCCAACAAAUGCCUCGACUCAUCGUUCACCACCACAGAAUGUUGGGGUCUGAUUAGCAGGGUUUGUGCACGCUCAGCUUGCAGACUUGCAAGGUUUCUCAUUCCGUGAAACUGCCCGUUCUGAAGGUCUCUUCUCUUUGGGCUGAUUGUGGCUCGUGUGCAGCACCAGAGAAGACUGUUCAGAACCACAGACGACAGUCGUAUACAGACCGCUUUCAUCGGCGGCAGCGGGUGAGAGGGAAUGCAUUGCAGGCAGCGAAUGCAUCACCAUGGAUGCAUCAGCCAGCCAGCACAAACAGCCAGGCAUUCAUGAGAUGCAGCAUGACCCCCUCCAUGUGCUUCUGUCGGCCGUGCAUGCGCCUCAUUUAUUGUAUUGUUUGCAGGCUGAGCUGUUGGAGGGGGAGCAGCAGGGUGGUGACCAGGAGCCCGAAGACCAGCACGACGAGGAGGGUCAGCAUGACGAGGAGGGUCAGCACGACCAGGAGGGCGGUCAGCUUGCUGCUGCUGCUGCUGCUGCAAAAGAUUUGGUGAUGGACGGCAUUUGGCUGUCGCGACUGGUGUGGCCCUUAGCGAUGCUGGUCACCCUCUACGACGCCAUCAAGGGUACGUUUGGCUGCGUGCCGAUGCGAUGCCGCCUUGCAUCUCUGUGUGCCGAUGCAUUCAUUCUUGAUGUGUGUGUGUGUGUGGGUGUGUGUGGGUGUCUGUGCGCGUGGGUGUUUCCCUCGCUGCUGCAGACCAGCUGUGGCAACACAUCUGGAGGGACAGGGUCAAGCUCUACGGCGAGGGCCCGGCACACACCAUCCCAGCAGACAAGCAGUGCUGCAUUUGGCUGUGGCGGCCCCACAUCAAGGUGCGCAUCCCCAUGGCAAAGCCUGGCAAUGCCUCCCGCCUCACGCCCGACCGGUGGCUCAAGAUGGUCAUCAUUCUGGAGAAGCUUCACUCCGUCCAGGCCUUGCCGGCCAACGUGCUGACGCACUGGGGCAAGUGGGGCCUCCUCAAGUCGCUGCAUUUCCACAAAGGGAUCAUCACCAUCGAACACAAUCACCUGGUAUGUGCACACGUCUGCACAGCACAGCACAGCACAGCACAGCACAGCAGAGAGAGAGGGAGAGAGGGAAUGUUUGGGCGUGGCUGACCUGACGUGAUGUACAUGCCCUCGGUGUGCUCUGCCUGGCUGUGCGUGUGCGUCUGUCUGCAGGAUAAGUUGUUCAAGAAAUACAGCAAGAGCGAGCUCCUGGCCAUGCCGCUGGCCCUGGUGGAGUACGAGCUGCUCGCGCUGGCCGGCAUGGCCGCGCCGCUGGACUCCAUCGUGUGGAACGCCCCGGCCAAUCCUGGUGCCGAGCCCACCAUCGAUGAGAUCACCUUUGCCGCCCAUGGCCGUCUGCGUCACUGCAGCAUCCGGCUGGCGCCAGGCGCCAACAACCAGCCCGCCAGCCAGCAGAUCGACCCGCGCCUCACCAUCUCGUACCAUCAGCAGCCCAUCCCCCUGCAGCUGUCCAACGCCGCAUUCAUCAACGAGAUCCAUCGGCACAAAAGGCAGCCCAUCUUUAGGUGCUCAGUGCGCCGCACCGAGCAGGGGACGGCGGCAGAUGUGGAGGCGUGCCGGGAGUGGGUGUGUGGGUGGGUGGGGGGAUUGGGUGGCGGGCUGGCGGCCAUUUACCGAUGCGGCAUCCAGGAGCCCAACACCCCGCCGCAGCGGCCGCCCACCCUCUACUUCGUCCUCUGCGUGGACCCCUUCAUCGUGGUGACAUCGACCGACAUUCUGCCGGCCGAUGACGGCUUUGAUGCUGAGGUAUAUACAUAGUGGGAUGGAUUGGAUCCCAUUGGGAUGGGUGCAGUGGAGUGCGGUCAUUCAUUCGUUCGUCGCUGUGUGUGUUUGUGUGUCUUCCCCUUAGGUGCGGAUUGCCGGCGAGGCCGAGUCGCGCUGCCAUGUCAGAUCACUUGCUGACCUGAACCGCGUGUUGGACCACCGCCAGUCGGAGAAGUACGCAGCGUUCGUGCGCCGCCUGCGGGGACUCGCCGAUUUCCCCGGCGUCACCUUCACCGCCACGACAGCCCACAAGUUUCUCAACAUGGACCUACAGUAGAUAGAGGCCGUGACAGACAGACAGACAGACAGACAGACAGAG